CUCGCUAUAAUCACGUGACGGCCGCAUCCGGGCCCUUUCGCCUUCUCUCCCUCUUCCCAACAUGGCGGCCUCAGCUCCUGGAGUGGUUUCCGCUGCUGAAAAUGGAAGCUCGAGGACUGCUCAAGCUAAGAAGAAGAACAAGAAGGGGAAGACCCUGACUCUGACAGACUUUCUAGCAGAGGAUGGCGGUGGUGCUCCCACCUUUGUUCCAAAACCAGUUAGCUGGGCAGAUGAGACAGACGAUCUGGAAGGAGAUGUUUCUACCACCUGGCAUAGCAACGAUGACGAUGUGUACCGAGCCCCUCCAAUUGACCGUUCCAUCCUGCCUACUGCACCUCGGGCAGCUCGGGAGCCCAAUAUUGACAGAAGCCGUCUCCCAAAGUCACCCCCCUACACUGCCUUUCUGGGAAACCUACCCUAUGAUGUAUCAGAAGAGUCCAUCAAGGAUUUCUUCAGAGGGCUUAAUAUAAGUGCUGUUCGUUUACCACGGGAGCCUAGUAAUCCAGAGAGGUUGAAAGGAUUUGGAUAUGCUGAGUUUGAAGACCUGGACUCCAUGCUCCGUGCUUUGAGCCUCAAUGAAGAGUCUCUAGGGAACAGGAGAAUACGAGUGGAUAUUGCUGAUCAAGCUCAGGAUAAAGAUAGGGAUGAUCGCUCUUUUGGUAGAGAUCGUGACCGCAACCGGGAUUCAGAGAGAUUUGAAACUGACUGGAGGGCCCGUCCUGCUACGGAUAGCUUUGAUGACCCCCCUCCCCGCAGGGGCGAGGAUAGCUUUGGAGACAGGUAUCGAGACCGUGAUCGUUACGAUUCGGAUCGGUACCGUGAUGGUCCCCGAAGAGAGAUGGAUCGGUUUGGGGGCAGAGAUCGUUACGAUGACCGUAGAGACUACGACAGAGGAGGUUUCGACUCUAGGUCAGGCAGUGGUAGAAGAGCCUUUGGCAGCGGAUACCGUCGGGACGAUGAUUAUAGGGGUGGUGGUGACCGCUAUGAGGACCGUUACGAGAGGCGAGAUGAUCGAAUGGAUAGGUGGAGCAGCUCGCGGGAUGACUAUAGCAGGGAUGACAGCCGGCGGGAUGAUAGAGGUCCCACUCAGAGGCCUAAACUGAACCUGAAGCCUCGGAGCGCACCCAAGGAGGAAGAUACAUCUGUAGCUCCUGCUACCCAGUCUAGCCGUGCAGCCUCCAUCUUUGGGGGGGCCAAGCCUGUGGACACAGCUGCUAGAGAGCGUGAAGUAGAAGAGAGGCUACAGAAGGAGCAAGAGAAGCUGCAGCGCCAGCUGGAAGAUGAUAAGCCCAGGCUAGAGCGACGGCCCCGGGAGCGACACCCCAGCUGGCGUAGCGAAGAUAACCAAGAGCGGUCACGGACAGGGAGUGAGUCUUCACAGACUGGCAGUACAACUCCUUCUGUGGGGACAGGCCCAACAGGAAGAACCUCACGAAGGAGGGAGAGUGAGAAAUCAUUGGAAAAUGAAAGCAGCAGCAAAGAGGAUGAAGGUCUGUCUCCCACUUCCAAGACUCCCAGGGAAGAGAAGCUUCCUCUGAAGGUGAUGCCAGCGCCUCCGCCAAAAGAAAAUGCCUGGGUGAAGCGCAGCAGCAACUCUCACCCGGCCCGCUCACAGAGCUCCGACUCAGACCAGCAUUCCCCCACAAGCGGCAGCCAGGCUAUGCCACCUCUGCCUUCAGAAGAUGGAGUGCCCUCCAAGAACGCCCCAAGGAAAGGUGAUGAAAACCGACCUGAUGAAGGGAAGGAGAGUGUUCCAAAGGGCCGAAGUGGAAAUUCUGGGUGUGGUCCUGGAGAUGGAGGCAGCAGAGACCAUUGGCAAGACUCAGAUAGGAAAGAGAGUAGUGAGCAUGACUCAAGACCUGCAUCUGAGCCAAAGAAAUUCGAAGAGAACCCUACCCCCAAAUUUAGCUGUGCUAGCAAGUAUGCUGCUUUGUCAGUGGAUGGUGACGAUGAAGCAGAGGGGGAGGAGUACGCUGAUUAAAUUCUCCAGCCCCUCCAUGCCGUCUCCUUACCGGUUGCCACCCAGGAAUAUUCGGCAAGCAAAACCAAACCUUUAUUCAGACAAGACAGAAAAAUAAAAGCCUACAAGUCAACAUCUCCUUGGAGAGACCUUUCUUAAACCUUUCUUUAAAAAAAUAUAUGAAAAAGUGAUACAGUUUCUCUUGCAUGCUGCUGCAGCCUUUAAAGUAUUGAACUAACUGGAGAAAUCCCUGCAAAAAAAGUAUAGCAAGAGAGAAAAUGGCAGGUGUCUUUUUAAAAAAAGGAAUAGGCCCAGUGUGUGUCUUGAGUGUGACUUCAUGCAGCUUCCAAUCACGUCCAGAGCCCCAGGUCCUUCCCAUUAAAAGAGAGGCUAGCACUUGAGCAGGCCAGGUGCGUAUUAGUAGAGCACAGUGGGGACAUGGACAGCUAAGAUCUGUCUCCUUCUUUUGCUAGGUUGGUUGACUUCUGCAGCGUAAGCUUCAAACGAACUUGAAAGCAUUUUAGUGCGUUGGGAAAAGGAGGAGAGCAGUCUUGCCUUGAUGGCUGGGGAAGAGAUGAGCUGGCUUUUCAAGGCAGAGAGUUGGCAUCUCUACACAAGUAAUCCCUGAGGUUUAAGUUAGAAACCUCGCCCUGGUGGUGGUGGUGGUGGUGUCCCCCUCUGAAAUCCAUCAGGUUUGGGGAAGCCCCAGGCAACACUAAGGCUGAGUAGCAAACCUUUGCUACCAAAGGAAUCUUCUCAGAAGCCUCAGAGCUGAUCCUGGGGUUGUACCCUUGCCUGUCCCCAACAAUAAAGGCUGCUGACAGUUGGCUUCUAUGUUGAAAGCCACUUUCCACAUAGUUUGGCCAAAUGGUGCAAAGACACUCUGUGCUAGUGGUCACCAGGACCAUGCAGUGCUGAUGUGGAAAGUGUGUUCUGCAUAUGAACCAUGCAGAAAGUAACUUUUUGUAUGUCAAGGUGCUCCACUAUAUGGAAUCAGUUUUUGGUAACCUCCAUGAAGGAGGUUGCAAUAUAUAUGAAGGAGCCAUUGGAUUUAUGGGAAUCAUUAGUUGGAAGAGCAAUUUCUGGAGACUAUAAAGUUUUCUUGAAUUCCCCCCUUCCUAUCCCUUCCUCUUCUGCCCCCUUUUUAAUCACGGUGGUACCACCACAACCACUCUCACAAAUUUAAAUAGCACCUGUUUUAAACUUGGGCACUGUUUAAAGGUAGCAAGAGUCAUUGAAAGUUUGACUGAGCAUCAUGUGACUGUUCGAAGUUCUUUCCUCACUUUUGGGCAAGUAGGUACACAACAUGACUGGCAAACUUCCUUCAGCCCUUACAAAAAGGGUUUAUUUUUAGUCCCCUAAAUUUCUUUUUAAAGCUUCCUUCGCCAACACCCAGCACCAUCAGACACAGAGACAAGCAAUCUCUUCCAUUUUUUCCAGUAGUCUUGGUCCUUUCAUUCUUCUUCCUUGAACUAAUUAAUGGGUAGGGCAAGUGGGAAUUCAGUCCACACAGUGGAACUGAAGCAGCACAAGGUUUUACUAGCCAACUCUCAGCAGCCUGAUUUACCUGGUGGCUGCAGAGGAGAAUCUGGCUAGCUUUUGGGAGGUGUGCACAUGCUCACCAGGGAGCUGCCAGUUUUUACCUAGUUGGGGAGGAGAACAGUGUGAUUUUCCUCUUGAAGCAAUUCUGGCUGAGUCAAAUACAGGAUUUGGCGUGUUGUAAAGCCUGCCGUGGUUGGUGUCUUGUUUCAGUAAAUUUUAGCUACAAUUUAAACCAGUCCUUUGAAAUAUACAGAGUAGUGGCACAUCCUGUGGGCAGGAUAUAAAGGAAUGGGAGGGGAGACCCUGCUGAGUGCAGAUAAUUGAUUUGAAAUGCAAUAUUGCUUUGACUGUGUGAAAUGCUGGGGGGAGGGGCUAUAUUUGAGGUCAAGUGCUAAUUUGCAUACCCCAGAAGCAUUUUCUACCCUCCCUUCUCUCGCUCUCCUAUUCUCUCUCUUUAUCUCUCUCUGCGUUAUCAGGACAGGUUCACGAAUGGAUUGAGGUGCAUUUUACACAUUCUGAAGACAUGUAAAAUUUGUACAAAAUAUCUUCUAUGAAAAUGAUUUGUAAUCUGUGUGGACUUACUGGGAGAUGUCUUUUAUUAUGUAAAAUUUUCCCUCCUCCCCCCUUCUUGGUUUUUUGUUUUUCUCCAAAUAAAACUAAUCUUUAAAAUAA
This is a messenger RNA of Podarcis raffonei (Aeolian wall lizard), 4174 nucleotides long. It is a transcript of the gene EIF4B, whose product is annotated as eukaryotic translation initiation factor 4B. Gene Ontology annotation, molecular function: RNA binding. Lineage: Eukaryota; Metazoa; Chordata; Lepidosauria; Squamata; Lacertidae. The transcript has 16 exons. The coding region runs from base 62 to 1981 and encodes 639 amino acids. The record is from RefSeq and is a predicted model, not a curated record.